AUGACAGACAACAAGAAAACCGGCACCAAUAGCAGCCAACAAGAAGGCGGCGUCCUGGGCAGCGUCGUGGGGGGCGUCAACAGCGUGCUCACCGGCGAGGACGGGCAGGGCGGGCUGCUCGGGGGCCUCAGCAGCGCGACGGGCAAGACGACGGAGGGCGUGGGCAAGAGCCUGAACAAGACUACGGAGGGCGUGGGCGACACGGCGGGCUCGGCGACGGAGGGCGUGGGCAAUGUGGGGAAGGGCGCGACGGAUACGCUGGAGGGGACGGUUAGGGGGUUGGCUGGGGGGGAGAAGAAGAAGUGA
This is a messenger RNA of Hypoxylon fragiforme, 306 nucleotides long. RefSeq lists its product as uncharacterized. The record is from RefSeq and is a predicted model, not a curated record. The transcript has a single exon. The coding region runs from base 1 to 306 and encodes 101 amino acids. NCBI's taxonomy places the organism in Eukaryota, Fungi, Ascomycota, Sordariomycetes, Xylariales, Hypoxylaceae.